This is a messenger RNA of Micromonas commoda, 1071 nucleotides long. RefSeq lists its product with no specific name. Gene Ontology annotation, biological process: protein polyubiquitination; cellular response to misfolded protein; protein quality control for misfolded or incompletely synthesized proteins. Bases 1 to 1071 code for a protein of 356 amino acids. The transcript has a single exon. Gene Ontology annotation, cellular component: cytoplasm. The record is from RefSeq and is a predicted model, not a curated record. Gene Ontology annotation, molecular function: protein-folding chaperone binding; ubiquitin protein ligase activity. Lineage: Eukaryota; Viridiplantae; Chlorophyta; Mamiellophyceae; Mamiellales; Mamiellaceae.
AUGGGCAUCGCCGCGCGCACCGCCGCGCUCAUAUCGAGGUUACGGACGUAUGCCCUGAGUCGUCACUCGCGCUUGAACCGGAAGACGCUCAGUGGUAUGUCCUGCGCGCGCUCCAGUCUGGCGCUGCUUGCCAGAUCCUGGGGACACGAAAAUCAACCGCUCCAGCCUGGCCUUACGCGCUCAUCAUCAGUUACCACGGAACGACUUUGUUUCACAUCGCAGAGCGCGUGGCCGGGGGACUUUCGUUCGAUGGCGCCGUCAAAGCGGCGCAAGACGGCCGCUCCGGCGCAGCCGAUAUCCGGAAACGCCACCCAAGGUGUGCGAACCCGGCGUUCCUCGAGCGCACGGGGCGACGUGCCCGACGCCCCCGACGCAGAUCUCGCAGAUCUCGACGCCGAGCCCGAGGUGCUCUUGUGCCCCAUCACGCGAGUCAUGUUCCGCGACCCGGUGAUGGUGGUCGACUCUGGACACACGUACGAGAGAAGCGCCAUCUUGUCGCACUUUGAGCGCAACGGGGCCAAGGACCCGCUCACGCGUCGCGCCCUGAGCAGCACGAAGGUGAUGACGAUCUGGGUGGUGAGACAGAUUGUUCGGGACUGGCUGGACAAGCACCCGGGCGUGACGCCGGACGGGUGGGACAGUCGCGAGCUGCUGGAACCGUCGGAGGAUGACGGGACGAACAUGAUGGAAAGGGAUGACGUCGGAGUGCUCCGGGCAUGGCGUGCGAUGUGCCCUGAACUGCAGGGAAGGUGGCCGGAGGACGAGCAACCGGAGGAUUGGGAAGGGGUGGCGAUGGAAAACGGCAGGGUGGUGAAGCUUUCCUUGGAAGGGUUUGGCCUGACCGGAGCGGUGCCGGCUGAGGUUGGGCGCCUGACUGCGCUAAGGGAGUUCAACGUUAGCCGUAAUGCGCUGACGCUCUUGCCGGCGGAGAUCGGGCAGCUCGCGUCUCUGGAGAGUUUGGAGCUUGGCUACAAUGAGCUGACGAGCGUGCCGGAGGAGAUCGGGCAGCUCACGUCGCUGGAGGAGUUGCACCCAGGUUUUUGGGUUCAGGGUUUAGGGUUUAGGGUUUAG